AUGAGUGAACAAAUCAAUCGCUGGUGUCGUCGACCUGCUAUUAGCACAAGGAAGCUGCCGGAGAUAGAUAAUUGUCUACUAGGGUCGGUGAGUGAGUCUUCUUCUCUAUUUCUCGUAUGGUGUUCUUCUCCCUCUCCUGCCAUGUUCCACAAAGGUAUUUUCAAUUUAGGGGAAAAAGGGUAUAAAUGUGAUGCUUCUGAUAGUGGCUCAGAUGAUGAUGAAGACCCUUCGAUCUUUAUGGAUGGUAUGGUCCCUCCUGCAACAGAUGAAGACAUGUUUAAUAUCAUAAAUGAGGGGGUGGCAGAGAAGAAUCAGAACCAGAAGAAGAGACCAUCCAAGACAACCCAUGGUGGAUCAUCAAAGAAGAAGAAAGGUCCAGCUGCACCAUCCGAUGAACAUGCCCCUGAAAUCUCAUCUGAAAUGGCACUCAAGAAGAAGGAGUUCGUUGCACUGCCAUUUUCCAUGCUGAAGACUUAA
Molecule: messenger RNA, 477 nt
Organism: Linum trigynum
Lineage: Eukaryota; Viridiplantae; Streptophyta; Magnoliopsida; Malpighiales; Linaceae
Source: the annotation of a GenBank genome assembly